AUGUUGGACAUGUCGGAAAGUUAUGGUAACCCAAGAAACCGAAAGAAUGUCAUUACAAAUCGACAUCAUUUUGAGGUUGACAUUUUUAAUGAGGUUUUAGACAUGCAAAUUCAAGAAUUAGGAAGUCGAUUUAGUGAGGUAACAACUACUUUGAUAAAAAAUAUGUCGGGUUUAAAUCCUUCUAACGGUUUUUCUAAGUUUGAUCCAUCGAAGAUAUUGGCGUUUGCUAAGAUGUACCCGGAUGAUUUUACUACACAAGAAAUAGGGACUCUUUUGGGUGAUAUUGAGUCAUUUCGUCACACAAUAAGCGAUGAUGAUAACUUUGACAACUUGAAUGGAAUAAGUGAUCUUGCGCGUCUUAUGGUUGAAACGGGAACGCAUAUUUCUUGUCCUAUAGUUUAUCGGGUUGUACAAUUGACAAUUGACGUUGGUGGCUUGAUGCUAGUGGUUGUGGGUGCUUAA
Molecule: messenger RNA, 462 nt
Organism: Helianthus annuus (common sunflower)
Lineage: Eukaryota; Viridiplantae; Streptophyta; Magnoliopsida; Asterales; Asteraceae
Exons: 2
Coding region: 1-462 (153 amino acids)
Source: RefSeq, a predicted model, not a curated record